This is a messenger RNA of Lactuca saligna, 378 nucleotides long. Lineage: Eukaryota; Viridiplantae; Streptophyta; Magnoliopsida; Asterales; Asteraceae. The record is from the annotation of a GenBank genome assembly.
AUGAGGGGGUUGAACAUAAACGAAGGAGGUUCAGGUUCUUCGAUUGUUAAUCUUUACGCAACCUCAGAACCAAAUGGAAAAGGUGUUCAACUGAAGACUACUAAUGAAGAGAAAAAGAGACUUCAAGAGCUUGAAGUUGAGAGAAUGAAUCCCCUUAACAACAUUAUGAGAAUAAGAGCAAAUGAACCUGAUGGUCUUGACAAGGGAGAUCCAAAUAAGGUGUGGCGUUAUGAAACAAUUGAGACUAUGGCUUAUGGCGAAGUUGAUGCGUUGAGAAAAGGACAAAGAAAAGCUACGACAUUGAAGAAUCAGAUUUUAAUUAGUGGGAUUUCCAUUCAAUCAUUCAAUGUUCACAUUUUCUCAAUUCAAGCAUGUUGA